CCUUACUUCUAGCAUCACGACAUCUCUCACCCUCUAUACCGCUCUAUGUCCGAUCAUCGAGACGAAUAUCGUAUCAACCAAGUUUCCGGUCACCUGCACGGUCAACACAAUCAGUGCAUGAGCGCACAAUAACCAUGUCGGGGCAGAGCGCGCCCAGCCCAGCGCCGCGGAGCGCCAGUACAGGGCCAAAUGGACCGCUGGCGACACCGACUUCUACAGCGAUGGUAAACGGAGUGGGUGGUGGAUCUGUGCCUGGACCGCCACCAGCCCCUGCAGCGGCCUCAGGUACCAGUGGUGCUGGUGGUAUGUCCCAGCAGAAUCUCAAUCAAAUAGUGAUCGACUAUCUCGCAAAGAAAGGCUACCACAGAACGGAGGCAACAUUACGAGCAGAAUCAGCGAACCAAGAAAUUCCCAAAGAUGGCGACAUAAAACCAGCCGCGCAGGGUCCUCCUCGAUACUACGAAAUGUUUACGCGUCUGAGAGCGUGGACCGACGAUGCACUUGACAUCUACAAGCCAGAAGUCAAGAGAUUGCUAUGGCCGAUCUUCGUCUACUCCUAUCUGGAUCUAGUGAAGCGAUUUUACCCUAAGGAGGCAGUGCGCUUCUAUCAGAAGUUUUCCGAAGACUUCAAAAAGGAGCACGAAUAUGAUUUACGAGGCAUUGAACACAUCACACUUCCCGAGCACAGCGAGGACAAAAUCGCGAAACUGUACCGUGACAACAAGUACAGACUAUCCAUCAGCAACUCAGCCUUUAUCUACUUUAUGCAAUUCCUCGAGAGUCUGCCACAGGUUGGAUAUAAGUUAUUCAUCGACAUUGUGGAGAAGAAUCUCGAUCUACGGCAAGUCGAACGCGCCGCAGAUGACCGCUUCAGCUUUGCGUCUGUGAUCCAGCGCGGCGCUGAGGGUCAGGAUAUGCCAGCUGAGGACGAGGGUAUCCCAGGACAUCGACCGGGCAAUGCCGUCUCCUCCACAGAUCCCAGUGUAGGCAACAAUCUCGCGACAUUGAAACUCGGCAAACUCCCAAUGGAGAAAGAUGCUGAAGAGGACGUUCGCGCGGAAUUGAUGGACCUUGACGCCCAAGUCCCGCCACACUCAGGCCAACAAAGUCUAGUCCAGACCCAUGAACAGGUCAACAUCAAGCAAGAGGACGAAGAUGAAGGACCCAGCCGCGCCGAAAUACCCUUUCCACCAUCCACCGCCCGCGAUGUCGCACUCGAAGUGCAAAAGAUCCGCGAAAACCGUGAUCGACUCAAGAUCGAAUCUCGAACAGGCGGCAUUGGCCCAGGCCUCAGCGUCGUCAUGUACACCUUCCACAACACCCACGACAGCAUAUGCUGUCUCGAUUUCUCGGGUGACCAGAAACUCGUGGCCGCCGGCUUUCAAGAAUCCUAUAUCCGCUUAUGGACCAUGGACGGCAGUGCACUCGGCCCCUCAGUCAACGGACAGCAGCAAAACUCCCAACGCCUGAUCGGGCAUGCCGGUCCUGUGUAUUCGGUCGCUUUUGCGCCAUCAUCGGACAAACCGACCACAGACUCUGCUGAUAUAGGCACGAAAUGGCUUUUGUCGUGCAGCGCCGACAGCACAAUUCGGCUGUGGAACCUCGAUGUCUUCAGCUGCGUGGUCGUGUACAAAGGGCACGUCGGGCCUGUAUGGUCCGUCUCCUGGGGUCCAUUCGGCCACUACUUUGCGAGUGCAGGCCACGACAAGACCGCGCGAGUCUGGCUGAGCGACCGGAUACGGCAAGUGCGUUUACUGGCUGGUCAUGAUGACGACGUCGAUGUGGUCGCCUGGCAUCCUAAUUCGAGCUAUGUAUUUACCGCAUCGUGCGACAAAACGGUGCGCAUGUGGGCGUUGAACAAUGGCAAUCCGGUACGAAUGUUCACCGGCCACACGUCGACCAUCACCGCGCUGGCGUGCAGUCGCAAUGGUAAGAUCCUCGCAUCUGCCGAUGACACUGGUGUGAUUCUGCUGUGGGACCUCGGCCCAGGAAGGCUGCUUAAGAAGAUGCGUGGGCAUGGCAAGGGUGGCAUCUGGUCGCUCAGCUGGAGCGCUGAGUCGACGGUUUUGGUGUCUGGUGGUGCAGAUGGUACGGUCCGCGCCUGGGAUGUGACUGGCCCUGCGAAGGAAGCGACACCGGCUGCCAAACCUGACGGAACGGGCGCGACGGUCGGUAAAGUCGACGGCGCGAAUAGUGCUGGUGGUGCUGGUACGAGUGCGCCGUCAUCGAACCUCAACUUGACGAGCGGUACGGCGGGCGGAGCACCAGGUGUUGGCGCUGCCGGUGUGCACAAGAAGCGAGGGAAAGACGCCGUCGUCACGAGUGAUCAGAUCAGCGCUUUCCUCACAAAGCAGAGUCCCGUCUACACGACCAAGUUUACGAAUAUGAAUUUGGUGAUUGCUGGUGGUGCAUAUUUGCCUGAGCAGGCAAAAUGAGAGAUGACACGUCCUGAGGAUGUGCCCAAAGACUGAGGAGGCGCCUUGGGCUGUGUGUAUCUCCUUGAGGCGUCACAAGACCAAUAUGUAUUAGCUAUGUUUUACUGCUGCUUCUCUGUGCCUAGUGUGGGAGUUGAUGGCAAAAGUGGCAUGGCAGGAUCCAGGUGGAGCGAACCGUUACACAGGUUUUGGAGGGUU
Exophiala viscosa is the source of this 2633-nucleotide messenger RNA. Its product is annotated as transcription initiation factor TFIID subunit. Gene Ontology annotation, biological process: transcription initiation at RNA polymerase II promoter. Gene Ontology annotation, molecular function: protein binding; RNA polymerase II general transcription initiation factor activity. The transcript has 2 exons. The record is from RefSeq and is a predicted model, not a curated record. Gene Ontology annotation, cellular component: transcription factor TFIID complex. NCBI's taxonomy places the organism in Eukaryota, Fungi, Ascomycota, Eurotiomycetes, Chaetothyriales, Herpotrichiellaceae. The coding region runs from base 135 to 2435 and encodes 766 amino acids.